Messenger RNA from Diceros bicornis minor, 538 nucleotides. Its product is annotated as cytochrome b-c1 complex subunit 7. The transcript has 4 exons. Gene Ontology annotation, biological process: mitochondrial electron transport, ubiquinol to cytochrome c. The coding region runs from base 72 to 407 and encodes 111 amino acids. NCBI's taxonomy places the organism in Eukaryota, Metazoa, Chordata, Mammalia, Perissodactyla, Rhinocerotidae. The record is from RefSeq and is a predicted model, not a curated record.
GGCGCCUGCGCACUGGGCCCAGCGAGUCCUCUAGGACUUACCCAGUAGGCACCACUUCGGUCCGGGUCAAAAUGGCGAGUAGGCCUGCUGUUGCAGCAUCAAGCCGGUGGCUGGAGGGUAUUCGAAAAUGGUAUUACAAUGCUGCUGGGUUCAAUAAACUUGGGUUAAUGCGAGAUGAUACAAUACAUGAGAAUGACGACGUAAAAGAAGCCAUAAGAAGGCUUCCUGAGAACCUUUAUAAUGACCGGGUGUUUCGCAUUAAGAGAGCACUGGACCUGACUAUGAGGCAGCAGAUCUUGCCUAAAGAGCAGUGGACAAAAUAUGAGGAGGACAAAUUCUACCUUGAGCCAUAUCUGAAAGAGGUUAUUCGGGAAAGAAAAGAGAGAGAAGAAUGGGCAAAAAAAUAAUCAUGUAGUUGAAAUCUGUGGUGCAGCUGUCCUCAAAGUAUUUUUAUGAAGUUGGUUAAACCUGAGAUGUACAAUUUAGAACUAUUUGGGCUGCAAGUGUAUUAAUUUAAAUAAAUGUCUAUUGUAAUUAU